Paramuricea clavata is the source of this 5198-nucleotide messenger RNA. NCBI's taxonomy places the organism in Eukaryota, Metazoa, Cnidaria, Anthozoa, Malacalcyonacea, Plexauridae. The record is from the annotation of a GenBank genome assembly.
UACUAAUUUUGAGCUGUUCUAUAUUGGCCUGUAUAAGAUGUCUGUGUUCUAGGGAUAAUUUGGAUUAGAGAUCCCUUCCCCCCUGGAAUUUAUCGUUAGUACUUAGUCUUCUGACCGGCGCGUGUUUCAAAUAUGGUGAGAUUUAAGAGGGUGUAUUUUAAAUUUGUUAUUGUAUAUUAAAAUCUUAAUUGCAUUUUUCUUUGUUAUUAAAUUUCGAAGUGUUUCAAAACAUGUAAAAGCUAUUAUACAGUAUUUAAAGUGCGAAUGGACCAUCAUGGCUGCUUAUUUUUGGGUAAGUUUUCUCCGUUAAAAUGUUGGUACUGUAUCAGUCGAUGUAGCUGAACAGUUCAUUCUCAAUAUCGUACAUAUUUGUACAUUUUUGACAAAGGUCACCGGUGCUUGUUCGCUUUAACAUACAAUUCUUUGAAGUGAAAAGUAUGUAUUUUGAAAAGGGUUGUUAAUAACAGACUAUACUACAAUGUUGUAAUGUUGUAGAGUCAAAGAGUUAAGGCUGCCCUAAAUGUAGGAAAAGUUUUGACUUCCCGUUUAAUAUAUACAAAUUUUCACACGAUAUUAGACAUGUUCCCCAUGAAGAAAUUUCAACUGAGCUUCUGGCCAUGUAACUUCAAGAAAAUCUUACAAAAUCCAUGUAUUUUUGUUAUAAAAAAUAUCUGGUCAGAGAGUGAUGUGAAUCAUGUAUAAUCCUGGCUGUGCAUUUUCCACAUUGUAUAAAUACCAGCACUAGUAAACAAAUAAAAUCACUGUUACUUCCCCCCCCUGGGGAUUUUUGGAUUUUUUACUACUAAACUGCCAAUUCCUCACCCCCGGCCAUUUAGCAUCAUGCAACUGAGAUAUCGGGGGUGCAGUUUUGAUGUUUUCUAUAUACUGGUAUUUACUAUUCAGUUUUUUAAAUCACAUUUAGACAAUUUCCAAACUUUCCAGUAAGGACCCCCUGGAAAUAACAUAUUAUUAAACAUGUUAUACCGUACAGUAUUACACGAGGCAUUUGUUCUUGCAACUUACAAUUGCAACACAUUAAUCUUUGAUCUACAGGCAUGUUUAUUAAAAAUGUUGGCCUGUGUUUUGCUUUUUUUUUACAAACAUUUAAUAAUCGGGAAACAACACCUGCUAGGCCAAAAACUCCUCAUUUGUGAACAUCAUAUUCCCUACCUAAUGCAAGGUCACCCCUGGGACCAGACACAUGGCAAAAUGUGCCACCUCCGGAAAGUGCACUUUUUAUUGUUGUACAUUUUCCCAGGGGUGGAUGGUAUAGGACGAAAUACAUUCUUCCGGAAAGCAUGUCACUUUGGCUAUAGCAGUAUAGGUCUUUGUUUUUGUAUAUGCGACAUUGCAUGCUUAUAAAUUAAAGCUCAGCAUCUCAAUUGCAAAAACAAGGUUCUAUAGUCAAGCUUUCAUUAGCCAUAGCAAAAUUACAAACAUUGCAGCUAAAUGGGUUAAUCACAGCAAUUUCCUCAAGGAAUGACUUUCUUUGCCAGAUGCAACAUGGAAAGACAUGCUCAGAGCAUUUUGGUAUACAACACAAGAAGGUGACCGCGUUAAGACAACACAAGAACUUGAAGCAUUAUUUGGAGGUUUGGAUAAAUGUCUUGCAUGCUUCUCGGUGAGAUCCGCUCUAGAUUUAUUCCUAUCUGUGAUGCAGUUUCCCAAAGGGUCUGAGAUUCUCAUGACUGCAAUAAAUAUCCCAGACAUGGUGUAUAUUUUAGAACACCAUGGCUUGAGUAUAGUACCGAUAGAUAUUGACCUGGGUACCCUUUGUCCUCGAUAUGAGGACAUGAAAAGUCUUGUCACUCCUCGUACCGUCGCAAUACUUUCAGCACACAUCUACGGACGAUGGACAAAUAUGGAUGAUAUUAUAAAAGUUGCCCAAGAACAUCAACUUUUUGUACUCGAAGACUGUGCUGAAUCAUUUUCUGGGUUAUCCGACCUAGGCCACCCGCAAAGUGAUCUGACAUUUUUUAGCUUUGGUGCUAUAAAGUAUGCUACUGCAAUGGGAGGUGCGAUAGUGAAAGUUAGAGAUCCUGAGAUGCUUCAAAAAAUGCGGACAAAGUUGCUGACCUAUCCUAUUUUUUGUGAGAGUGAUUAUGUAGAAAGAUUAUUCCGAUAUUCCGUAGUUAUGUUUUUGGCAAAUAAUCCGUUGGUUACAAAAGUUGGUGUACGUUUCAUGCAUUAUUUUGGCAUUGAUUACAAGGAGACAAUUGUGUCGCUCUUGCGUGGUUUCCCUGGUAAUAUCAUCAAAAAGGUUCGUCACCAGCCGUCCACCAGCAUGCUGCGUAUGAUGCUACAUAAACUGCGGCAGUUUGAUGACAAAGACCAUGCACAGGCGAAGGUCAACGGAGAUUUUGUCCUCGACAGUUUGUUCCAAGAUAUAUUGAUUCCUGGGUGUAAUGCUGAUACAAUGAACUAUUGGCUUUUUCCUAUACUAGUAGUGAGUUGUGAUUUUGUUUAAUUUAAACAUAAGAUUGUGAUGAAUUAUGCCAACUGAUAUUACUAUCUAAUUCUUCCAUAUUUUGGUUUCCAUUCUAUCUGUUUCUUUCAAUCUUUCACUAGUUGUUCCUUUCUUUCUAAAAUUUUGCCUUCUUUCUUCAAAUCUUAUGUACAUUUCUUUUCUUUUCCACUAUUUACUUAUUAUUUUAUUCCUUUCUUUAUUCUCCAUCCUUUUCUUUUACCGUUUCUUCUUCCGUUUCUUCUUCCAUCCUUUAUUCUACCCAUCCUUUCUUUCUUCGAAUCUACCCAUAGUGAUUAAAUCAGAAUUGGUUUGUUCAACCUAUAGUUCCCGAUUGUAUAUAUUAACCGAUUAUUGCGGAUAUAAAAUAAUUCUUUAGAGUUUAGAGGCUGUCAUUUUGCCAUGCUGAAGCAUGUUGAAAUGUCUUUUGCAAAGCCACAAACUAAUUAGAAAAUUUUAUUUCUCUUAUCUAAUGAUAAAUUAUUUGAAAGGCACAUUAAAUGGUGGUCUUUACUAGUUUUUGGGCGGCAGGGGUGCAAAAUUAAUGAUGCCAUUCGACUAGUUGUAACAAUCGGGAUCGUAUUAAAACUUGGAACAAUCAGUAAUUUCCUAUUGUGCAUAAUUGGUCAAUCACUAUCCACACUUAUCCCCAGUAUUUUGUUCCUUCUUACCCUCUUCCCUCCCUCCCUUAUUUGCUUAUAUCCUCCCUUCCUUGCCAUCUUCCCUUCUAUCCUUCCCUCCCCAUCUUCCGUUUCAUCCCUCCCUCUUUUCUUCUGUCUGCCCUGCUUUUGUCAUCUGAACAUCUCAUUUUUAAUUUUUUUUCAAUUAAUUACCUGGACCAAAACUAAAAUUAUUUUGACCAUGCAGGACAGCCCGGCAGAGUGGGUCAAAGAACUCGAAAGGGAGAAAAUUGAAGCUUACAACGGAAUCACUCAGCUCAACCUAGUCAAACCAAAGUUUCACAAACGAAGUCACACCCCUGAUGAUGAAUACACAGAGGUUCUUCCCGAGCACCCCUCUAAUGCAGGAUCAAGUCAUGAACGCAAAACGGAUUGCACAGACUUCGGCUGUAUAAAUCACAACAACGCUGAUUUAUAUCCACACAAAGCGAAGUUCCUAAUCGACCAUGUGCUGUAUUUGCCAGUUCAUAAACGAGUACCACUCAAAGAUUUAGAGUAUCUGUGUCAAGGUGUACUUAAGGUGGCGCAACGUCGUCAUUCUGGUGUUGCCAAACCAAAGGAGUGCUUACUUGAUGAAUUUAAGAAGCUUGCGAAGUUGUAAGAAAUAGUAGAGUGCUUAUUAUUUAUUGGAUUUAGUCAUUUAGAGAGUUUUCAAAGUUGUAAGGGUAGUAUAGUUAUUGAAAUGUAGACAUUUAGGUAGAAUUGAAUAGAAUAGCACUUAUUUAUUGUAGGAAUUUAUAGAUAUAAGAUAUCUUCAAUCCAUUUCAGACCUUGUGAACACAUUUGCUUCAGUAUUGGCUAUAUCGUUACACAUGUCAAGUUUAAGUUGCGGUGUUCAUUAAUCUUGCAAGCCCUUGGCCUUGCAACACGCAGUAAUAGGUGGCUUUCAUCAUGCUACAGUUCAAUGCACAUGGAGGACAUUUACACAAAAGAAUCUCAUUAGAAUCCAGGGGCGAUCUGGCCUGAUUUGUUAGAGGGGGUGGAUGUUUUCCAGAGGGGGUGGUGCAUUACUACGGGGGUCUGGGAACAAUGUCCACCAGAAUAUUUUUGAAAUUCAAAAACCCUGAAAUGCAAUUUCCUGCAUUCUGAGCACUACAUUUAUAGCAAAAAUUGCUACGAUAUCAUAUGGUGACCCGCCGUAUAGGUACUUGAACUCGGCCCGCGUGCAGCCCCACAGAGAAGUUCUUCCCUCGGUGGGCCUGCACGCGGGCUACUGUACUUAAUACUUUCUUGUGUAUUCGAAAAUCAAUCGUUUCAAUAUAAUAAGUAGUAUUCACAACUCAAGUAUGGAAUACCAAGCGGAUGCUGGACACCACGGGGUGCACCCCCUGGUAGAUCCGCCCCUGUUAGAAUCUCAUUACUUGCCUUUCAUCUGCUUUUGUGUUAAAGUCUCGUGAGAUUGCUGGAAAGCCACCUAUUGGCGUUAAACUGUUGUGGUAAUCAUGCAUUUCUCUUUGAUAUUUAUGCAUAAAUAAGAUCUGAAAUGGGUGGAUAAAUAAGAUCUGAAAUGGGUGGGAUGUUGACUGAAUAUAAUGUAAUACUUAACAUUGACUGAAAUAUUAAUAUAAGGUAUAUGAUUUGAUGAUAUAUAUAAUAAGAAUAAUAAUUAAAGAAUUCCUUGCUUUCUUAUGUCGUAGUGGUUCUUUAUUUUUCACUGUAUAUUAAAAAGUAUACAGUGAUGGUGCAAGGUGAUAUACACCUUUAGAAAUAAAGCUAUUAUUGUUAAGCACAAGAUUUUAUGCUCUGGGGAUUUAAAAUAGCUUCUAAUCAUAUCAUCAGUUCGAAUAAAAAUGGUUCAACAGACCUUUCCCCUUAUAACCAAAAUUUUGAUCUAGGCAAGUCUAGACAAAUAUUUUCAUCACAGCUUGAAAGAGCAUCGCAAAAUUAGUAAUAUUCCAAAGUUUCGUUGCGAAAUGUUGUAAAAUGAGGAAAAUAGAGUCUUGCGAAGUUUGCAAUUUUCAGUCAUUUUGCAUUACAAACGGGAAAUUGCAGCCCCAACACCCCAAUCGGAUGUCAAUUUCCCGUUUGUAAUACAAAAUGACUGAAAAACGGCA